This is a messenger RNA of Rodentolepis nana, 858 nucleotides long. The record is from the annotation of a GenBank genome assembly. NCBI's taxonomy places the organism in Eukaryota, Metazoa, Platyhelminthes, Cestoda, Cyclophyllidea, Hymenolepididae.
AUGUCGCAAGAGAUGCCAAAACAAGCGUUGAUACAUACAUUGGAGAAGAUGCUGGAGCCGAUUACUGGCAAAAUAGUUUCACUUUCUGCAUCGGAUCUCCUUGCCGUCUGGGAUUUCUUUGAUCUUAACCAUGAUGGCGCUCUAACUGAUGAGGAAUACGAGCUAUUCGUUCGCAUUUUUGGUGAAAUACUCAAAAAUGUUUUCCCAAAUUAUAGCCGAACUUCUAUUCCGGAUCUCAUUACGGCAUCUAUAAAUCCUGGAAUGCCCUAUCAAAUUGGAAUUGACGAGAUCUCCCAUUUGCUUGAUGAAGAAGAGCGUUUCCUCCUGGUAUUCCGAAAGUUGUCCAAUAUAAGUUCAAGCUUCGAAUUUAUGAAGAUUUGGCGAGAAUUUGAUUCUGAUGGCAAUGGAUUGCUGGAUAGCUCAGAAUUACAGGCAUUUUUACGAAAGCUCCUGGCCAAAACAUCUGUUCCAGUUACUGAGGAAAAAAUUCAGGAGUUUGCCGCACUUAUUAUGCGAUUUUUCGAUAUGAAUUCGGAUGGACAUUUGCAAAUUUGCGAAAUGUCAAAACUACUUCCUACCAAGAACAACAUUCUCGCAAACAAUACGCUGCAUGAUAUAUCUGAGGCAGAAUUGGACAAGAUUUUCGAUUUUUAUGAUCAAGAUCACAAUGGAGUGAUUGAAAACGAGGAAUUUGAAGGCCUUGUCAAAGACCUAAUGGAUAGUGCCAAGAAGAAUUACAUGAGCAAGGAUUUGGACGAAUUUCGUGAUCUCUUGUUGAAACAAUGGGAUGAAAAUUCUGAUGGAAAAAUCAGUAAAGCAGAGCUUAAACUACUUCUACGCCACUCUCGAUCUCUGUAA